Messenger RNA from Candidozyma haemuli, 375 nucleotides. Its product is annotated as sulfiredoxin. Gene Ontology annotation, cellular component: cytoplasm. Lineage: Eukaryota; Fungi; Ascomycota; Pichiomycetes; Serinales; Metschnikowiaceae. The record is from RefSeq and is a predicted model, not a curated record. Gene Ontology annotation, molecular function: sulfiredoxin activity. Gene Ontology annotation, biological process: cellular response to oxidative stress. The coding region runs from base 1 to 375 and encodes 124 amino acids. The transcript has a single exon.
AUGUCCCUUCAAUCGUCUAACCUUAAAGAAGAGUUUGUACCUCUCAAUGAAAUCAGAAGACCAAUUCCUCCUGUGCUAGAUCAUGAUAAGAUCGAUGCCAUGGUCUCCACGCUUCAAGGCAACCCUAUGGCUUCUGCUACUUGUGGUAUUGAAGAUAUGACUGCUGGUGAGUUGCCUCCAAUUGAUGUGUUUUUGGUCCGUGAACAAGGCAAAAACUACUACUUUGCGUUUGGCGGAUGCCAUAGGUUCCAGGCCUACGAUAAGUUAUCUAAGGAUGGUGAAAAAGUGCCUAUGGUGAAGGCCAGAAUCUUGCCUGCAACCAGAAAGACCCUUAAGGUUUACUUGGGUGGAUCUGUGGAUGAGAUGUUCGACUAG